AGGGCUUGUAGUUUUAUGUUAGCAUACGUUAAAAAAAAGUCUCGAUCUACUCUCAUUUCCGUAGAUCACAGUUAAUAUCUGCAAGAGAAAUAUCAAGGGACAUUUAGUAUGAUGACUGAAGUAGCGGAGAGAGUAAUCUCGCAUGAACAGUACAUGCGAAUCACAUUGGAUGAGUUGCCUAGAAACGCAUUCCACUAUUAAUUUUAGGAAGCAAAAUUCCCGAUGAAAACGUAAAAAAAAUUUAAAUUAAUGUAAAAUGUUUUCCCUGCCCGCAAAAUCAGUUGUGAAAAAUGUAGGACGCAGAUAUUACCGUAAGACGACUAAAGCCGUUCUUCUGGAUAAAAAAAAGCCACGUAUUCCGGUAACUCCAAUUCCCGAAGUGAUUGAACAGAAUGCAGAGAAACGUGUUUCGUAUUCUCCUUCGUCCUCCAAGCAAAACGUCUUGACGAUUAAGAAAGCUUCAGCGAAAGAAGAGUCUCUUACUGUAAAUUUGCCGGAUGUUCCGCACAAGUUUCUUACCGCAGAAAAAAACAAUAUCUCUUUCAAUCGGCGGGGAAAAAACUUUCCAGUUGUUGCUUUCUCGCCAGGCAUGAUGGGAAUCUGUAAACAGGGAACCGAAGUCCGGAGUGGAAUGACCGACAAUGAGCCGGUGAAGGUUCUCGGGGAGAUGGGGCCGUCUUCUGAUUCCACUAAAUCCUACAGCUACUCCAGAACUUACCUGGAAUCCCGGUGUCUGGAUCUGGUGGAACACUACAGGGCCACGCGAUGCUCGACGGCCGAAAGCGUCCCCCAUUUUAACAUGAAAGAAAAGUUUAAAAAAAAGCGGAGAAAACAAUUGAAUCACAUUCCUGGUGGUAAAUCGAGACCAGCGAAAAAGUUACCCACACAAUUCACCGAGAUACGGGCGAAGAGAAUUCGCACGGCGGCUAAUUGCAAGAGUUCGAGGCGGUUUUUGCCAAUACCUUCGAAACGAAAUGUAAUUCCCGCAAUUCUAUCGGAUAGAAAACCGACUUUGUUGCACAACUUCUCCACCAAAUUUUCAUCAAGAAUAAGCUGUGAUCUUUCCGAAAAUCUUGGCGCGAAUAACACUGGAAGUGAGCCAUCGAAGAAAUGUGAACCGAGUCAAGGCCGGUGCAUAGAGACCGGAUUUAAACGAUCGAAAAAGUCUACUUCCAGUUCUGAAAAAUCACCAAAAAAUCUACCAGCCUAUGACGCACGGGGGGAAAGAAAAAAAAAAGAAAUUCUCAUCUCGCACAGAGACAUUGCUCAUCGUUAGCACUGACGUUGAUUUUGUGCGCUGUUAAGGGGCUACUUCGCGAAAUUUUUUUUAUCAAGGUCGUGAUCUCAUUGAGCGAUCCAAAUAAUUACCGCGUUGAUAUGCAUGUGUGUACGUGAAGGUGGAUAAGUAAAUUGUCGAAUCUUUGUGUGUAAAUGCUUUGUCAGGCAGAAUUAAAUAAAUAACUGUUAUCGAAAUAUUUUAAUCAUAUGGUAAAGAAACUCUAAGGUCUGGAGUUUUAGGAAUUAAUAUUUGAGAGUGAUACGAUUCUACGUCCUUCUUUGCAUCUCUUCAAUGAUGUUUACGAAUAUUCUGAUUGCAGUUGAAGACCCCAGGAUCUACCAUGUGCGCCCAAAGCCGAGGUGUAACUUACGCAUCGAGAGUAAGUCUAAAAAGUUCAAUUUUCAACUUCUGAUCGCUUGAAUUGAAAAUUAUGCUCCUAUUUGAAAAUUUAUUCU
Messenger RNA from Athalia rosae (coleseed sawfly), 1734 nucleotides. RefSeq lists its product as uncharacterized. Bases 257 to 1276 code for a protein of 339 amino acids. Lineage: Eukaryota; Metazoa; Arthropoda; Insecta; Hymenoptera; Athaliidae. The transcript has 4 exons. The record is from RefSeq and is a predicted model, not a curated record.